Messenger RNA from Rangifer tarandus platyrhynchus (Svalbard reindeer), 3204 nucleotides. The record is from the annotation of a GenBank genome assembly. NCBI's taxonomy places the organism in Eukaryota, Metazoa, Chordata, Mammalia, Artiodactyla, Cervidae.
AUGGACAAGAGGGACAAGUCCAGGGCAGCGGCCGCUGGUCGCCCGCCCGCUUCUCGCCCUCCUGGCCUUCCAAUCCCCAAGCCCGCAGGGUCUCCACGACCCCCUCCUCCAGUAACCAGCGCGGCUCUCCGAGUUCUGGGAGCAGCAGCAGCCGCAGGGCGAGGGCCCCUGGCAGAGCGAACCGGGGGCAUCCGGGGAUCCGCUCUCCCGGAGGUUACUCCCCAGGUGGGACCAACGCGGAGCGCUGGGACGGGCCCCCGGAGCCCAGCCUCCAGGCCCUCAGCAGCUGGGAGAGGGGAGCGGGCCCCUGCCAGGACCCCAGGCUCAGGCUGUAUCUCUAGCUCCGGGCAUGCCAGCGCGCCCACCAGACCAGGCCUUCUUGGGCAGAAGGGGCUCCGUCCCCCAGCUGAGGAACCUGCAGCCAGAGGAAAAGCCAUAGAUUCACCCAGAAGGAGCACCCUGAGCACUGGGGCACGGAGAGACUCUUCUGGGUCCACCCCAGCCAUUCCCUCCCCGGUCAAUUCCCGUCGGCCCCGGGCUGCGGGCGCUGAGGUGGGUGUCCCUCGGGCAGCUCCAAGUGCCCGGCUCCGGCCCCUGACUACUGAGGCUUCCAGGAAGUCAGUGAGCAGCGCCCCAGAGCGCAGCGCGGCGGAGCCGAGCCCUGCCUCCAGGAAGCGACCCAGCGCCGGCGGGAGCCUCCAGAGGCCAACCUCACGCCCCCCGGGCUCUAGCGUCACCCCUGUAUCCUCCCCAGUCCGCUCUGGAGCUUCCCCGGCUGGAACACCCCGGGCUCUUGCAGUUCAGCCCAAGUCGAAAGGACUGCAGACUCUUCGCGCCCCGCAGGCCACAUCCCCCAGGAAGGGCGCAGCCCCAGUGAGGGGCCUUUCUCCUCCUCUGGCCACGUCCUCUCUACCUUGUCCUACUGCACCGCCUCCGCGUGUCCCAACCACUCCCUCUCGGGACGCGCUGCCUCCUUCUCCACCGACCACGCCCCCUUCCCAGGCCCUCGGCCGGUCUUUGACCACGCCCCAUCCACUAGCCCCUCCCUCUCCGGCUCCGCCCUCUUUUCUGACCGUCCCCUCUCCGCCGGCCACACCUCCUUUGCAGGCUCCACCCACACACCUGGGUACAUCCUUUCCGGAGGGGUCCGCCUCUCCCUUGGCCAUGGCCCCUCUUCUGGCAUCAGUCCCUCCAUCAGUUUCACCUGCUCUGCAUAGUGUACUCCCCACCGAGGCAUCUUUGACUUUACCUCCUUUUCCAGCUCUCCCCUCUCCCUUAGCCACACCGGCUUCCGCAGGUCCUCUACCACCAGCCGCUGCCCCUCUACAAGCCCCUCUGUCUCAGGCAGCAUCUGUGAGGAACUUGCCCUCUCCCCUAGCCACACCCCCUCCUCAGGCUCCUUCCUCUCUGGCCACGCCCCCUCCACAGGCCAGUCCUAUGCCUCCACCUCUUCAGGCCACGCCCUAUACACUGGACACGCCUUCCACACCCCCUUCACAGGCCACACCCUCUCAGACCACACUCUCUCUUCAGGGUCCUCCCCGUUCAGAGUCUCCCUCUCCCCUGGUCAGGCCCCUGCUACAGACUCCACCUCCUCUGGCUACUUCCCCUCGACAGGCCGCUCCUAUACAGGCCCCAUCUCUAGCCUCACCACCUCUGCGGGCGACCCCUCCUCCCUUGGCCGUGCCUCAUCCGCACUCUCCACCUUCUCUGACCACUCCUCCUGUACAGGCCACUCCCCCUCAUCAGAGCCUGCCUCCUCUGCUGGCUCCACCUUCUCUGGCCUCACCUCCUUUGCAGGCCCCACCCUCUCCUCCCCCUGCUUCAUCUCUGCAUGAUCCUCCCUCUCUUCCGGUUCAGCCCCCACAGAGGGGUCUACCUUCUCUGGCCUCGUCUCCUCUUCAGGCCCCCCCUUCUCCCCCUGCUUCACCCCCUCUGCAAGACUCUCCCUUUCCCCUGGCCACACCCCCUCCGCGGGCUCUACCUUCUCUGAGCACGCCCCCUUUACAGGCCCCUCCUCCUCCUCCAAGCCUGCCUCCUCUGCAGGCUCCACCUUCUCUGGCCUUGCCCCCUCUUCAGGCCCCUCCUUCUCCCCUUGCUUCACCCCCUCUGCAAGACUCUCCCUCUCCCCUGGCCACACUCCCUCCGCGAGAUCCGCCUUCUUUGAGCACGCCCCCUUUACAGGCCGCUCCUCCUCUGAGCCUGCCUCCUCUGCAGGCUCCACCUUCUCUGGCCUCUCUCCCAAUGCAGGGGGGUCCCUGUCCCUCUGCUUCAUCCCCUCUGCAAGACCCUCCCUCUUCUCUGAUCACGCCCCCACCACGUGCUCCACCUUCCCUGGCAUUGCCGACUUUGCAGACCCCUCCCUCUCCCCCUGCCUCACCUCCUCUGCAGACCCCACGCCGCCCUCCAACCCCGGGUCCCGAUGCCCCCAUCUCGGGCCCACGGCUGACCCUGGCGCUGGCCCAAGGCCCACCGCCGCCGCCGUCGCGCAGCCCGUCUAGUACGCUGAGUGGCCCGGACCUGGCGGGCCACAGCAGCAGCGCCACCAGCACGCCCGAGGAGCUGCGCGGCUACGACAGUGGGCCCGAGGGCGGCGCCGCAGCCUCUCCGCCUGCCGAUGCCGAGCUCGCCGCCUGCCACCCGGCAGCUUGGAGCCGAGGUUCCACUCCGCCUCUGGCCAUCCGCAGCACCCCAGGAGCGCCCCUGCCUUGGUCUCCUGCAUCCGGGUCGGGCUCUGCUGAUGGCUUGUGCACCAUCUAUGAGGCUGAAGGUCCCGAGUCGGCGAGCCCCGCCACAGACGCACUGGAUCCCGGGCCCGGGCCCGGCGCGGGCGGUGGGAAGGCGGCGGCCGGAGCUGCGGCUGGUGCGGCCUCUCGUGGCGCGAAGCCGGCGCGCUUGGGAGACCUGCCGCUGGGGGCGCUGCAGGCGAGCGUCGUGCAGCACCUGCUGAGCCGGACGCUGCUGCUAGCUGCGACUGAGGAGGCCGCGGGAGGCAGCGGUGGUCCAGGUGGCGCUGGGGGUGGCGGCAGCGCGGGGGGAGCCCGCACUGCGCUGAGCGACGCCGAACUGGGCCGCUGGGCCGAACUGUUGUCGCCGCUGGACGAGUCCCGCGCCAGCAUCACUUCAGUCACUAGCUUCUCCCCAGAUGACGUGGCUUCCCCGCAGGGUGACUGGACCGUGGUAGAGGUGGAGACCUUCCACUGA